GCCUAGUCCUUUCUCGUUAGAGAUUUCCAUACAGUGCUCCACUGUCUCUCUGUAUCUGAAGGGCUAGGGUGGUGUAUCCACAUCAUUGACAUCUGUCAAAAGGUGUGCACGUCCACGCGGGAGGCGAGCUGGGCUCUGCUGAAACUCUUCUUAUUGAACCCAAGAUCCCUUCCCUCACCGCAUCUUUCCAAGUGGGAGGCUAUUCUGUUCAUCAGUUCCAACCAUCCCUCGUUCGGUCCCUUCCUGUCAUACACGCACCGACCCAAACAUUUUGCUCAAACUCUAUCUGGCAAUCCCUCCAACCAGUCGUUACGGAUCUCGCCCACACUACUGUCUAGCACACACCAAAGCUCAGACGAUAGCACUAACCGACACAUUGACGUUGCGGUACGACUUACAGGCUCCGUCGACGACAUCCAUCAAGCUCAUGAGACGGACACAGUGAUACCAUUGUGUGUAGUUGAGGCUCGGUUUGGGACCCACUGUUUCGGACCAGGAUUACAUUACACGGGCAACUGACCUGCUAUCAACGAUAGAUCUUGUACAAUGGUCGCGAUGCAAAGCGUAGUCAAACGCCAAAGACGAGUGACGCAUGUGGAGCCACGAGAAGUUGCUGCUUGCGAACCAAGUCUCGAGCUGAUCAAGCGAUCUCUGGACAAUCGAAGAGCUUACGCAUUGGUAGCAUUUGAUGAGGCUGGAAACGUCCGUAUCCAUGCUUCGGACGACGUGAAGGCAUAUUUGGACGAACUGAACUUGACGAACCAGUUUCAGCGAGCCUACGAACAAUCCAAAGACAGAUCACCCAGCAACACACGAGCGGCACGACGAGGCCAUCCAGUUGCCAAUGAAGAGCCUCUUGAAGCUGAUGAUUCGGCUGACGAUAUGGGAAUGAUCCCCGUCAAAUCCUCCACUCAGCUUCAUGGACGACGAAUUUUCCAGCCCGCAAGACAACGAGGCCGUCCGAUACUGUCACGCCAUGCGAACCGCUAUGAAUGUCCGACUCCGCCUCGCGAGCCAUCAAUUGGUGACUGCAAGCCUCCGACUACAGUUCAGCACGAGACGCAGGCGCCCACACAGAGACCAACCAAAUCUUUCCGAAUCGACGACACUGAGGCUGUCACGGCUUUCUUGCUCAACAGAGUUAAGCGCAUGCAGCAACUGGCCAACAAGAAGAUUGCGAAAGCAUGGAUCAAAGGCAUCUGCCCAAAGAAACAAGCCAAGUACCCAUACCAGAACAACAAACAGGAGAAAGAGACAGGUAUCAAGCCCGAGGUUCCAGCGUGGUGGCCUGAUAUGCAAGUCUGUCGCUUCAUCGAACCGGAUCAUAUCAAACGAGAAGAGCGCACGGGAUUGUGCUUACAUCUCCUUCGUCUCCGCCCAACACCAGACCAGCUGAAGAAAUGGAAUCGCUACGAUACAGAGCCAAGCAAAACUCACAUCGAACGCGGCUGGACGGCAUGGCUACAAGAGCUGGCUGGGCAUGAGGUGUUCGAUGACUUACCCAAGGGUUCAUCUCACCGCAUCGAGCAUCGACGGAGUCUGAUGGACCAGAUGUAUGCAGUGGCUGAGAUGGAGGAGGACUAUCUCAAUGAUGCAAUUGACGGCGACACGACAUACACCUAUGUCGACGAAGAAGAAGACCGCAAGAACUACUCGGCGAAGCGAUACAGACAAUGUUCGACUGCAUCAUCCCCGGAUUACGAAGUGCCCAGGACUCGGUCUGCGUCUGCCGAUGGCAGCAGACCGCCAACGAAGAGAAUGAAGCGAGAUUCUGCAUCUCCAGUGGCGUCAGCAAUGGAGCGCCAUCACUCGCAUCGUAAGCAUGCCACAGAGAUCAACGGCCCUCACACUCCGGUGUCUCCAAUCGCGGAUCAGAAGAUUGCCGUGACGACAUCCUUCGGCAGCAGUGCGGACCUUGCUACAGGAGACAUGAAUGCGCAGCUCACAGCUGGUCCUACCCAUGUCUCGCCUUACGGCCAGCAGUCAUCCCAGGAAACCUCUGCCCAACCCCAACACCACACGCACAGCCUUCCACAGCACAGUGGUGUGCAAAGUUGGUCUUGGCGUAGCUGUGAUCAGCCAGCACAGUGGCCAAGCGUACCGUACGGCGAGCAACAAGGGAGCCAUCUACCAUACCAGGUCAUUCCGGCUCCAAACACCUUCCCAGGCCGUCAAGACUUCGAAUUCCCUCAAUACCAGCAAGCUCCGCAACCCUAUAUCACUCACAUGGCCCACGUGUCUCAACCAGAGUUCCAAGCAACGCCCAGCACACCAGUGUACUCGCCAAUCGGGGCGCCACCAAUGUCUAUGGAAGCAUUCGCCAUGUCGCAGUCGUCCGUGGCAGAGACCGUCCCAGUACAGCACUACGCCAUGACCAUGGCUCCAGCUUCAUACUUCGUGCCAGCAGAAUCUGAUCCUACGAUUGCUGAUUUUCACCCUCCUAUGAACAUCUCUGGUCAACAGUACUCACAGCCUUACCAUCAGGAGCCCGACGUCAUGGUCGAUGCACAACAGCCUUUACCAGUACAAGUCAAUAGCAUCCCCGUCAGCCAACCACUUCAAUGGCAUAAUCACCAUCAACACCACAGUCGUCAGUGACGCUUUCUUCGACAGAUUCCGGACAUACACCUCAGCUUUCGCAAGCCAGUUUGUUGAUUUUUCUUGAUAGCGUGAAAGCGAGCGCGUCAGUUGUUCAGACACCCAAUGUUUGAGGCGUUUGCCUAUGUUGUUGCGAGGGCCUAUGUACAGUAUCAUUACUUGUUUAUCAGCGUUGCGAUUCGAUGGUUUGCUUUGCUUUGCGUUGAAAAUGAGAGACGAGUGAUGAAGACAUGAAAGAAGGACAGGGCUGGAUAUAUUGUGAAUAGAAUAAUUCCGAGUCAUUUGUGCAUAGACUCGAUUAGCGUUAGACAAAAUGUAGAGGAUUGUCCC
This is a messenger RNA of Cercospora beticola, 2928 nucleotides long. RefSeq lists its product as uncharacterized. Lineage: Eukaryota; Fungi; Ascomycota; Dothideomycetes; Mycosphaerellales; Mycosphaerellaceae. The record is from RefSeq and is a predicted model, not a curated record.